Molecule: messenger RNA, 651 nt
Organism: Naegleria lovaniensis
Lineage: Eukaryota; Heterolobosea; Eutetramitea; Acrasida; Naegleriidae
Exons: 4
Coding region: 1-651 (216 amino acids)
Cellular component (GO): cytoplasm; nucleus
Molecular function (GO): protein tyrosine phosphatase activity
Source: RefSeq, a predicted model, not a curated record
AUGAAUCUUGAUCGAAGCGCCGUUACGACUACGGAUUCAUCCUCCUCCUCCUCCUCUGUUCUUCAUCACACAACCUUGGAACAAGUCAAAGGAAGAAGUAAGAGAGCAUCGUCCAAUCCGUUAGCUCUCUCUUUGAAAAUUACGGUUCCGGAACCAUCUUUUAAAAAGAUUGAUGUACAAACGUUUGCAAGCAUGAUCGGAAAGGAAAGCGUGUUAAUUAUUGACGUGAGAGAUGAAGAUUAUGAAGGAGGACAUGUCAAAGGAAGUCUGCAUUUAGAUUUCUCAAAUUUUGAGCAAGUUCAUUUACCAACACUUAUAAAGACAUGUAAAGAAAAAUCCUCAAGUUUGGAUACCAUUGUAUUUUACUGCAUGUAUAGUGAACAGCGAGGACCUCAAUGUGCCACAAGUUUUGCCGAAAAGAUUGCAGAUGAUAAGGAAUUACAACAUUUGAAAUUAUUUGUACCCUCUGGAGGAUUUAAUUCAUUCCUGAAAAAGUAUCCAGCUCCCAACGAAUACAUUGAUGAUUAUUCGGCCGAGUUUUUUUAUGAAAAUGAAGAUGGACAAUUACUUCACAAAAUUGAUGCUCAAUAUCUUGAUGUCAUUACAGGAGAAAAGCAAAAUUUUAUUCAUCCUCAUCACAAGCAGGAAUAA